Sceloporus undulatus (fence lizard) is the source of this 6165-nucleotide messenger RNA. Its product is annotated as up-regulator of cell proliferation-like. The transcript has 3 exons. The record is from RefSeq and is a predicted model, not a curated record. Gene Ontology annotation, molecular function: GTP binding. NCBI's taxonomy places the organism in Eukaryota, Metazoa, Chordata, Lepidosauria, Squamata, Phrynosomatidae. The coding region runs from base 1 to 4938 and encodes 1645 amino acids.
AUGGCUUCAAGGGAAAAACCCUGUGACAUUAUACAAAAGGACAUAAAGGGUAUAACAGAAAGUCUUCAAGUGGAGCAGAAGCUGAUCGUGGAUGCAGCAGGCUCCCACCUGCUCCUCACACAUGGAAAGUGUUACUUCCUGAGUCAAAUAAAGAAUCCAGAAGAAGAGAAAACUCCCAAACAGAGUGCUCCAGAAGAGGCAAAGAAAGGUGUUUCAGAAGAGAGAAGUAAGGCACUGGAGGAUAUUCUCUCUAAAUUAAAAUUACUCAAGCAAAAAAGCAAUAAACUCACUCUACAAGAAACCCUUGAAAUCGGUUCUGGAAGUCUAAAGCAAUGCACUCCUCAUAACCUGGAAGACCUCCCAUGGCAUUUUCUGAGGAAGGUCCUGGCAUUAAAUGUGACCGCCCGAAACACAAGCCUGGAGCAGGGAACAACUGAUGGAGAAUGUCUGAGAGGAGUGGAAAAUGAAAAAAGCAUAGAGGAUAGCAUUUUGAUCAUUCCUGAGAUAGAUACAAAGCAGUCCAUGAACCCCGUUGAUGUCCUUUGCGCUCUUCUGCUUUGUUCAAAUACUUUCCUUCUACAAGAGAUCUUCUCCAAAAUGUCCCUGUGCCAGUUUGCCCUGCCUUUGCUUUUGCCAGCCUUAGAAGCACCCAAGGGCACCCUGAUGCUUUGGGCCAUGAGAGACAUUGUGAAGAAAUGGAGGCCCCAUUCCCUGGCUGGAAGCAGAGGCUUUAGAGAAGAGAACCUGGUGCUCAUCUCUAUGCCAGUAAUUUCCUUUGUGAGGCUAGGCAGCUCCACUUGCUCCAAGUCCAAGCUCCUCAAUGAUUUUCUCAGCCCCUCUGAACAGUACCAUGACUUCUUCAUACACAGAGACAUGGAGGGUGGGAACAUCCCUCGAGAAAUUGCUGAUGGGUUGGUAGAAAUUGCCUGGUAUUUUCCAGGAGGCCAAGAAAACUCCGAUCUCUUCUCAGACCCAGUUGCAGUUACAAAUUUACGUGGAGAUGUUGAGUCAAACUGGGUGCAGUUUAGUUUUCUGUCAGAGGUUUCUACUGCUCUGUUUAUAUUUGCUGAACACAUAAGUGAGAGAGAGUAUAACUUGUUGUCUUUAUUGAAAGAAUCAUCCACUCAGUAUUAUUUCAUAAUCGAACAUGAUGGUAGAAAUACCAGGGAAACUUUGGCUUUUUUAAAUAAAUUGGCUCCAGUGCUUAAGCUUAAGAGUUCACAUAUAUUGCCCAAAGCUGCCACAACUAAUAAAGCAGACUUUGUGGGAAAGCUGCGAUCUACUGUCAGAAGAAUCAUCUGCUCUUCUCACAAAAACCUCAGUGUCCAAAACAUGGCUGAUGUGGCCCGUGAGCUCAGCAUCUGGGUGGAUGAGGACUCCCAAGAUUGUCAGAAUGGUCUCCAAUCUGCUGAACAAAUCACACAAAAAAUAAAAGAUGUUGCAGAUUACAAGAAAGUAAUGUUGAAACUCCAAGGUGAUGUCUGGAAAAAUCUGGCAGUAGUGGAGAAAGAGCUGUGCAGAAUGGAAAAACAAGGGGCCAAGCCUUCUGAAGAAUACAGAUCUGAACUGAUAGACAGAUCAUUGAAACUACGUGAACAGCAACACAAAUGUCAGCCCACCAUUGCUUUAAAUAAUUUCAUUGAUGGCUUAAUACGUUUGAGCCCAAGAAAGAAGCACUACUUUUUGAAAUGGAUGAAGUUCAACUUGGAUUCUGUUGCUAGGGAGAAUCUUUUGAGGUUGCGGGAUGCCUACAAAGAGAAAUGCAAGACUUUAAAAAAUGAUGGCCAGACAAUUGUACAGAUAGAUCGACAGAUAGUCUCCUCUUCCUUGGGAGUUGAACAUUUCCUACGUGAGUUAGGGCAGUUUUAUGAAGCAGAAUAUUCAGUGGUUAAAGAAGGAAAAAUGGCAAAAUCCAACAGGAAAUUUGUCCAUUUCCCAAAUAUUGCAGCUGAUUUGAUGCUGGAAGGGUUUCCUUUAGAGCUGAUUGAUGGAGAUGCUUCCAAUAUUCCCUUGCAGUGGAUAACAGAUAUCCUGACUGAACUCAAUGAGAAACUAAAAGGGCAGUCCAAAAUGAUCGUGGUAACUGUGCUGGGUGUACAAAGCACUGGGAAAUCUACUUUGCUCAACACCAUGUUUGGACUACAGUUUCCUGUUAGCAGUGGUCGAUGCACACGAGGUGCCUUUAUGACGCUCCUUAAAGUCAGUGAAGACAUGGGUCAAGAGCUUGGCUGUGACUUCCUUCUGGUGAUAGACACAGAAGGCUUGAAAGCUCCAGAACUUGCCGAAUUAGAAGAGAGCUAUCAGCAUGACAAUGAAUUGGCCACUCUUGUGAUUGGGCUGAGCGACAUCACCAUAGUGAACAUGGCCAUGGAGAAUGCCACUGAAAUGAAAGACGUCCUGCAAAUUGUAACCCAUGCUUUCCUCAGGAUGAAGGAGAUUGGUCAAAAACCCAACUGCCAGUUUGUUCACCAGAAUGUCAGUGAUGUUUCUGCCCAUGACCAGAACAUGAGGGACAGGAAACGCCUUUUAGAACAGCUCAAUGAAAUGACUCAGGCAGCAGCCAAAAUGGAAAAAGUUGACAGAAAUACCAAAUUUUCACAUAUUUUGGACUAUGACCCAGAGAUGAAUAAUUGGUACAUCCCAGGUUUGUGGCAUGGAGUCCCACCAAUGGCUCCAGUUAAUAUGGGGUACAGUGAAAAGGUAUUUGAGUUGAAGCAGCACCUAAUUAAAUUCAUAAGGAACCGCUCAGAAAAAACGUCAUGCAAGGACAUCCCAGCAUUUAUUGAAUGGUUGAAGAGCCUGUGGAAUGCUGUGAAACAUGAAGACUUCAUCUUCAGCUUCCGCAACAGCCUCAUAGCUGAAGCUUAUAAUAAUCUUUCUGUAAAAUAUUCUGAAUGGGAUUGGAGUUUUCGCAAAGAAAUGCAUUUCUGGGUAUCUGAACAGGAAAAUAAAUUGCAGAAUGUUUUUCCUCAGAUUGAUCCAUCCAGGUUGAAAUGCGAGCUUCAGCAGAAGUUAUCAACUGAGGAAGAGAAGAUUUUGAAGAAUUUGGAUCAAUACUUUGAAAGUGGAGCAGUAAACAUUCAUCUAGUGGAAAGGUACAGAGAAGAUUUUGUCAGGAAUGCCAAUAGUCUGAAGAAUGAACUUAAAAGCUCUUUGUGUAAGAAAUUAGAUGAUGCCAUUGACAUUAAAAAGGGACAGCAUAAGAUAGAGUCUCUUCAAACUGAAUACUUGAAAACAAUUGAAGGGAAAGUUGACCAGCUUCUUGAAGAAUGCAGAAGGAAAGAGCAUGUUGUAGAAGAGCAGGAAUUGAAAAGAGAGUUUGAUCAAAUGUGGAAAGAAACAUUGUCAGAAUUACCUCUUGUUCACCUAGAAGAACGUGAUAUUUAUGCAGAUGUUGAAUUUUAUCUGAGAAAGCAUGUGGAAUCUCAAAGUAAACUAGUCACACAAAAAUUAAGUAAAAAGGGGGGUUUAAGAAAUUAUAGACUAAACACUUUCCAAAUAAAUAAUGAAUAUAUAGAAUCAAUAUGGCAGAAAUAUGGAGUUCCUCAUUCAGAACAAUAUUUGCUGAAGAUUGCAAUAAAAGAACUCUCUAUUGCAUUGAUAUCCAAGUGCAUUUCAUAUAUUGAUGAAAAGGUCAAUUCCAGAAGAGAUUAUGUUUCAACAUACUGUGGAGAACUUCUCUGUCUGAUCAGUCAGAAGCUUCAAGAGAGUCAUGUUCAAAAAUUUGUUGCAAUGCCUAUCUUUGAAGUAGACCUGAAGCUUCACAUUUUAGGAGAAGCAGCUUACAAAUUCCAGCAAAUGCAUAAGGAUUUCAUUAAGGAAAAUGAUCCCCAGAGAUGCUUGGAGAAACUGAAGCCUCAUUAUUUUUCCCUGUUCAAAGAUCUUUAUCAGGAAAAAGAUGCUCAGCAAAUCAGAGCUAAAGACUUUUGUGACAGGUGUCUCCAUCCCGCCUUAGAAGAUCAUAUCAACCAAAGACUUGGGAUCGAAAUAGUAGAUAAAUUCCGUAACAGUGAGCAAUCCAUUGAAUGUUCUUGUCGGAAUUUCUUUCAGUUUACAAUCUUAAAGGAGCUGCUGGAUGAGUGGAAAUUUGACCAAUAUGUGAAAUACAUUAGAAACUAUGAAGAGUUUGUCAAAAACUGGAUUUGGAAACGAAUGAAGGAUUGCUAUAUCAAAAAAGAGAAUUUGAAGAACCUGGAGGAAGACAUUAUGUCAGGAAUACUACGAAAAAUUAAGAACACUCUGAACAUCCUGAAAAACAAAGAUGUUACAAGUUUAUCUGAAUUUGUGGACAAUUUUUGUCUGGAACUGCAAAAGGACUUGGCCAUAUCUAAGGGUAAUCUAGUGGGCUUAGAGUUUAGUAGUGCAUUUGAUCCUGGCCAAUUUUCUGCUUAUGUUGAGAAUUUUCUCCUUGAUUUGCAAAAACAGAUACUCUCCAAACUGGAUUUUCUGGAUAUAGCAUCCAAGCUUUCAAGAUUAUCUGUGAAGCCCCAGGAUGAGAUCUUCAAGCAAGUGUUUGGCUGCGGGAAGCAGUGUCCCUUCUGCAAAGUUGCCUGUGAAGCUGGGGGUGGUGCCCACAAGGAGCAUUUUGCAGCAGUCCAUCGGCCUCAAGGACUGGGAGGAUGGCGACUUCAUCAAAUAGAAACACUUUACUAUAACAUGUGUUCCACUGAUGUGGCUUCAAACCAGGAGUUCUACUGUCCAGAAAAAGACUAUCAGCUUCAUCCAUACAAAGAUUAUCGUGUGUAUUAUCCAGAUUGGCACAUUCAACCAGAUCCCAGUAUUAAUGCUUCAGAUUACUGGAAGUUUAUUUUUAAAGAAUUGAAUCAUGACUUUGCCAGAGAAUAUAGGGCUAAACCAGCAGAUCUACCAGAGGACUGGAAGACAAUAACCAAAGAACAGGCUUUCCAAGCCUUGAAGGAAUCUUACAAUAUGAAGUAAAUAUAAUUCUUCUGAAUAAUCACUAAAUAAACAGAUUUGCCAGAAGACUGGGAGAACAGGCUCUGCAAACCUUGAUGGAAUCUCAUAAUAUCAAGUAUACAUCCAUCGCUUGAACAAAUUAUUUUAUAUUAAAGAGCAUUUGUUUCAAAGACUGACCUUCAUUUCUCUCUUGUACGUAAUAUCCUUAUAAAAACCUGAUGUUGUAACCAGAAUGCCAUGUAUGAAAUUAUUCUGCCCAUUAGCAAGACUGGAUUAGUAAAUCAGUAAAGGAUCCUUUGGAAGAUGAAGAACUGAUAAUGUGUUACUCCCAAUUACCAGUAGCAGUCAGCAACCCAAAUGCCCAUUCCCGUUUACUGAAAUAGUGUAACUGCCUGCCAAGUAUGCAUCCUUGACUAAAUCGGGAUGAGGCUCCUUCCUCUUUGUUGCCAGAUGUGUGUCUCUGUGGAAUUUAGAUCUCUGGGAGGCUGAAGGAAAUUCUUAUUUAGAGCAUUUUUGCAGUGAUCAAUUGGCCUAUGGAACCAGGAAAAUAUUAAGAAAUAAAACUGGAAAGCUGUGUUCAUGAUUUCUGUUCCAAUGCUGUUGUUUCUUAGGAUGUUAUCACAAGUGAGGAACUUCUCUUAAUUUUGAAUGAAAAGAAAGUGGGGCCAUAAUGCAUUUACGUGAAUUCGCUAGUUUAGCGAAUUUACAUGAAUGAGAAUAGGGUUCGAACUGGUUUCCCGUUGCCUGAAAAUAGCAUGCCAUUGCCUGAAUUUGCAUGUGAUCAUCUCUCACGCAAUAAUGUUAAACCCCAUGAUUGCGUUCAGAUUGCUACUGGAUUAUACUUCCAAUUUCCCUUGUCUGAUAACGUCCUUACUUUGCAGUCAAAAAGCAUGCCACAAAAUGGGAUCUUGUCAGAACCUGCAGUCCUGGCAUGUACUUUACUUAAGCUUUGUAGUUUGGAAGUGCAGGAUGAUGGGUUGUAUUACACUGUUCCCAUUAUAUAGGAAAGGAAUGCACUAACAAGCAGAUGUCUGGGGAGUAGAGAUGUUGCUAGAAGUGUCAAGCUCAGUCCCAUGAGGAGGGCUGGAACAGGGCUAGUGGAAACAGUAAGCCUGGGAACUUGGAUUGUUUUGAUGUAUGUGUGAAUAAGGCACAAGCUCACACAAAUGUUUGAAUGAUUCUGUGCUUUUAUUAUACUGUAUAAUCAAAAGUGUUUUAGUCCUAAUAACAAUAUCAUGCUGUGUGUUU